Molecule: messenger RNA, 1709 nt
Organism: Cornus florida
Lineage: Eukaryota; Viridiplantae; Streptophyta; Magnoliopsida; Cornales; Cornaceae
Exons: 7
Coding region: 542-1204 (220 amino acids)
Source: RefSeq, a predicted model, not a curated record
UAUAAGUGCAAUCAAGGAUUUUACUAAAUGAUCUAGUUUGAAUCUUUUAUUGGUCAUAACAACCAUGUCUCAGUAUUACAUUACCAAAACAGAAUGUUUUUAUAUAAUUUCCAUUGGACAACCAAAAACACCCUAAAGUUUUGAGGUAUUUGUUAUUUCUUUUUAUUAGUUUUACCUAGAUUGUGCACCGCCUUUUUUUAACAAUUUCAUUGCAUUCUCUUAAAUCAAUUCUCACUUUUUUGUUUGCUUCUGCAAGAAGGAUAAAUAAUAAACUGACAAUGAAACGAACGGUUAGUGAAGUGGAAAAAGUGAGUGAAGAAAAUACCGAAGCUUCAACUUCAAAAUCAUCCCAACCACUGGCGAAGAAGAGACGGGGCCCGACACGACGCAAGAAUGUCGUAAACGCGACAACCUUAAUACCAUUAAGGGUUAAUAAGUUUGGAUAGCCGAUCGGCCUGGAAGUGGUACAUAUACUAAUUAUUUGGGAACACUUGCCCGGAGUGCUAGAUUAGCUCCUUUGUGCUACAAAACUUGGUAGGAGAUGCCUAAACGGCUUAAAGAGGACAUAUGGAACAUUGUAAAGGGAAAGCAUGAUGUGGGAAUCAUGUCAAAACAGUGGACAUUAUCCUCUAUCAGAACAAAAUGGAGGGGGUACAAGUGUGAAUUAAAAAGUGAAUAUUACUCUGUUCGGGAUACAAAUGCAGAAAGAUUGGCAAACCCACCACCUGAUGUUGAGAAGGAGCAUUGGGAAUUUUUGGUUAGGCAUUGGGGUAUGCCUAUGGCGAAGGUCAGCGAAAAAAACAAAGAACGUCGUGGGAAGCAGAUAAUGUUGCAUAUUACAGGGACAAAAAGCUUUGCAUGUGUUUUUGCCGAGAUUGAGGAAAAAGAAGGUAUUCAGCUUUCUCGUGUAGAUUUAUUCAUUCGCACACAUAUAAAUAAGGAUGGCAAUGCUACUGAUGCUGCUGCUUUAGAGAUGAUUGAAAGUGUAAAAGGUCUUCAAAAAAGUUAUUUUGACUCGCCUAUUGGCAGUUCCAAUGAUUUGUUCUCCGUUGUGGGGGGACAAGAGAGAACUGGUCGUGUGUGGAUGCUUGGCUUGGGGCCUACACCAAGCGAUGUUUUGGGGCCCUCUCUUAGUAAAGCUGAAUUGAUUAAUAAUGCCAAAAAAUUUGAGGAGGCGGCACGUGCUGCAUGUGUAGAGUUGUAGGAGACCAUUUCAAAAAUGCAAGCCAACUAUGACGGCAAGUUGGAAAAUUUACGAGCCAACUAUGACGACAAGUUGGAAAAUUUACAAUAGGAGGUGGCUAUGCUAAAGCAGAUGCAACAACAAAAUUGUAGUGGAGAGGGUUCUGAUUUUUUAAAUGCUCCUAGAGUAUCCCAAAAUUCAUUUUCUAGCCAUGAUGCCAAUUCAGUUAAGGUUAUGAACUUUAAUUUCUCUUGUAUGUUAAAUUUUCAUUUAUUAUAAUGUGCACUUCAUGAAUUUAUAAAAAAAUGUAGGGUAAUUCAAAUCAAAUGGGCAAGAAGAGUAGAGUUGUUGAAGGUGAAGCUGAAGAUGGGGUCGUGGCUGUGCUUUCUGAAUUUCCUUCCCCUUGGAUGGGUUCUUUUUGAAAAACUUCUACUAUACAUUUGUCAAAAAUUCUUAAUUCUUUUUGUGUGACAUUUAAUAGUUUUAUCUAGACAAUUUGGAUGGUAUUUUCAUAUUGGCAGGUUAA